AACCCCGUUCGUGACAAUUGACAAAGUAGGAAGCGUUAUCUUGCUUCUGUGCGUGCGCUUUACUUGCACGUUGUUUUAUAAGUGUUUCAGUAUCACACAACGCACGUCUAAUUUGUAUUUAACGGAUCUCUGUGUUUUGUACUCUAUUCAUUUUUGAAAUCAACGGAUGCGUUGAUUAUUCCUUUUCUUGCACAACUAGUCACUGAUCAAGGUCAAAAGUUGCUUGACGUAAGACCUUCAGUGUAAUCAGCUGUGUACACAGUGGUCGUGAAUCUCUUAACAAAUGGCCGGCUUAAUUAACUUUGAGGACGAAAAGGAGGUCAAGCAGUUUUUGGAUAAUUUAGGAGUGGAAUAUAGUUAUCAGUGUUACCGGGAGAAAGACCCUGAAGGGUGUCAGAGGUUGGCAGAUUAUUUGGAGGGUGUGAAGAAGAACUAUGAGUCCACUGCUCAGGUGCUCAAGCAUAACUGCCAGGUGAAUGGAUAUGGAGAGAGCUGCUAUAAGCUUGGGGCUUAUCAUGUCACUGGCAAAGGUGGCAUGACGGAGUGUUUAAAGACAGCGUACUCCUGUUUUAUGAAGGCAUGUAACGCCAAAGGGAAGAAGUCUGUGGACGCCUGCCAUAAUGUUGCUCUGCUUGCCCACGACGGGAGAGCCAUGGAGGGGGGCACAGACCCAGUGGUGGCUCGUCAGUAUUAUGAGAAGGCGUGUGAGGGAGGCUUCGCCCCCAGCUGUUUCAACCUGAGCGCCCUUUUGAUCCAGGGAUCUCAAGGGGUGGACAAAAACAUGCCAUUGGCUCUAAAGUAUGCCUUGCGAGCCUGUGAGCUAGGACACGUAUGGGCCUGCUCCAAUGCCAGCCGAAUGUACAAAUUGGGCGAUGGGACGGAUAAGGAUGAUCAGAAAGCAGAGGAGCUGAAGAACAGGGCUCGGGAGCUCCACGGACAGCAGAAGGAAAGGCAGCUGAAAUUUGGGGAGUGAGAUAACUGUUUGAUGUUGUUGUCAGGUGCAACUGAUUUUAUGCAUCAGGAAGCAUAGAUCGAGACCAUUAGUGCCUGAUGACACAGCAUAUGUGCUUGCUGUCACUCAAUGGCAUCAUGCAAUGGGCUUUCUUAUCAUUUUAUAAAAGCAACAUCAAUAAUGUUAAUAAAUGUUUUCUUUGAUACUCUUC
Messenger RNA from Myxocyprinus asiaticus (Chinese sucker), 1163 nucleotides. RefSeq names its product cytochrome c oxidase assembly factor 7. Bases 284 to 973 code for a protein of 229 amino acids. The record is from RefSeq and is a predicted model, not a curated record. The transcript is spliced from 3 exons. Gene Ontology annotation, molecular function: protein binding. Gene Ontology annotation, cellular component: mitochondrial intermembrane space. NCBI's taxonomy places the organism in Eukaryota, Metazoa, Chordata, Actinopteri, Cypriniformes, Catostomidae.